Messenger RNA from Trifolium pratense (red clover), 1343 nucleotides. Its product is annotated as transmembrane protein 45B-like. Bases 223 to 1137 code for a protein of 304 amino acids. The transcript has a single exon. NCBI's taxonomy places the organism in Eukaryota, Viridiplantae, Streptophyta, Magnoliopsida, Fabales, Fabaceae. The record is from RefSeq and is a predicted model, not a curated record.
ACUUCAUCUCCAUUAUAUUCCCUCAUAAUAUCUAGAGGUACACAAAGAGCUAGCUCUAUAAAACUUCGUAUUUGGUUUUGAAUAACAAAGUUUAUAUAUUGUACCACAUUAAUUCCUUUUAGAGUUUGCUUAUUAUUACCAUUGGUGAACAAGAACAUAACUCAUUAGCUAAAUAAUAUUUUUUCCCCCUUUUGUGUUGUGUUUAUCAAAUAGUUAGGCACUAUGGAGGGACAUGAAUUUUUGGGGUUUGGUUUCUUUGUAAUUGGUUUGUGGCACCUCUUCAACAACACCAAACUCCACUUUCUUUGUUCUUCUUUCAAGUCCCACACAUCAACCAUGUGGUUUCCUACCAAAAUAAGUAGAUACUUGGAGCUUCAUUUCAUCAUGGCAUGUUGCACAAUCUUCAUAGCAAUGGAACUCUUCAUUGCUCCUCUUCAUCACCAACCAUUUGACCCUCAUGAUGGAACCAUUCCCUCCAACCAUCUCCACAACUUUGAACACUCUUCCAUGGCUUCGUCGUUCUUAAUCUAUGCUACUUUUUCCGUAGUUCUUGAUAGAUUUUCAACAAGUACUAUAAUUCAAAAUGAACUUAGCCAUUUGCUUGCAGCCAUAGCAUUUGCUCAACAAUUUCUUCUUAUUCAUCUUCACUCAAGAGAUCACAUGGGGAUAGAAGGACAAUAUCAUUAUUUAUUGCAAAUUUUGAUUUCGAUUUGUUUUGUGACAACUCUUAUGGGAAUUGGAUUUCGAAUGAGCUUCUUGGUAUGUUUUGUGCGUUCUGUUGGCAUAAUCUUCCAAGGUUUGUGGCUUAUGUUCAUGGGGUUCAUGCUUUUUACACCUGGUUAUGAACCCAAAGGUUGUUUCACGAAACUUGAGGGGGAUCAAUAUAUGGUUAGGUGCAACGAUGAAAAGGCUCUUCAUCGCGCUAUUUCAUUGGUGAAUCUUCAAUUCAGCUGGUUCUUGAUCGGAGUCCCUAUUUUUGCUGUGUCUUUCUACUUGAGUAUGGCAAGAUGCUAUGGUGAAAAGGUGGAGUAUGUUUCACUGAUGAAGGAGGAACAUUACCGUGAAGAUGGCUUAAAAAAAUUCGACGUUGAGUCACAGUGUCAAAAGAUCACCACAGGUGUACAAGAGCAAAUUUGAAGAACUUUAUGAAAUUAAUAAAUAUUGUACUAGUGAGGAAAAAAAAUGUAUUGCUUAAGUUCUACAUGUUUGUUGUAGAAAAAACUAUAACCAAGGUGUCUGGAUUAUUUGGCACAACAAGGGUAUUUGAUGAAUAAGUUUUUAUUAGGGAGUAUUCCAAGCAUACUUAAUUAUGGUCAAUAAGGAAAAUUAUUCCCAAUCAAUCA